Molecule: messenger RNA, 1233 nt
Organism: Dreissena polymorpha
Lineage: Eukaryota; Metazoa; Mollusca; Bivalvia; Myida; Dreissenidae
Product: T-cell-specific guanine nucleotide triphosphate-binding protein 2-like
Exons: 3
Coding region: 1-1233 (410 amino acids)
Cellular component (GO): membrane
Molecular function (GO): GTP binding
Source: RefSeq, a predicted model, not a curated record
AUGGAUUUCCGGCGCAAGAAAGAGGAAGAAUCUGCCAGUGCACCGAAAGGGUCUUCUGCCGCCAUCAGCGAGGCUUUGUUUCAAGGAACCAAAUGCAUAUUUGAAAAAAUAUCGCACCUGGCUAAGGCUUCCGAAAUGGAAAACGAAAUAAGGAGAAACAUGGAUGAAUGGAAGACUUGUACGAUUAAAAUAGCAAUUUCGGGUUCAUCUGGAACGGGGAAAUCCUCUUUCAUUAACGCAUUUCGGGGUCUUCAAGAUUACGAUACAGAUGCCGCGCCAGUUGGUACAAACGAGACAACAAUGGACCCUACAGUACAUAGGCAUCCAGGAUAUCCAAAUAUUGAACUAUGGGAUCUCCCUGGGGUCGGAACUCCAACAUUUCCGAAAGAAACAUACUUACGGAAAAUAAAUGUCGAUACGUAUGACUUCUUCUUGUUAAUGACUUGCACGAGAUUCUAUGAUGAUGACCGUUGGUUGGCCAAAGAAAUUAUAUCCAGGAAGAAAAGAUGUUAUUUUUUAAGGACAAAGAUUGAUGACGAUAUAAGAAAUGGCAAACGUUCCAAAAAAGAUUUCAAUACUGCCGAAUGGCUUGAAGACAACAAAAGAAAAAGUCUAAAAGAUCUGUACGACGGUGGGGUUUCCAAUCCUGUGGUUUUUCUCAUAAGCAGUGCGUGGCCAAUGCAAUACGAUUUCGUUGCGCUUCAGCAACAGCUUAUCGAUGAUUCUCCCGCACUAAAAAGGGAAGCAGUUGUGCUGUCUCUUACAGCGAUUUCAGAAAAAAUGUUGAAAGGGAAACUCGAGGUCUUGAAAUCCAGAAUAGGUAAACAUUCUACCCUUGCAGUUCUUGGCUCAUUGGUCCCCAUUCCGAUCGUAGGUUGGAAAGUUAACUAUGCUGUGAUGAAGAAUGCAGUUGAAUUGUACAGGGAACAGUUUGGAAUAGACGACAAAUCGUUGAUGAAAGUCGCUCAUCAAAAAUGUGUUUCUCUCGAAAAGCUUAAACAAGAUCUUUGUCUGGAAUCUGACAAGAUUUUUCGAUCACAGGGCGAUUUCUUUAACUUUUGUGAAGAAGCAUAUGAUCAGGCACUUGUAGGUACCUUCGCAAAAGCUAUCCCGAUCGUUGGAAGCAUAAUAUCGGCAGUCAAAACCGCUCCAGCUGCUGCUGCUAUACAGAACAAACUUCUCGAUCUUUGCUACAAAGAGGCUUGUCGUGCAUUCCAAUAUCAGUCGGAAUAG